Molecule: messenger RNA, 2737 nt
Organism: Molossus molossus (Pallas's mastiff bat)
Lineage: Eukaryota; Metazoa; Chordata; Mammalia; Chiroptera; Molossidae
Gene: PODN
Product: podocan
Exons: 11
Coding region: 100-1944 (614 amino acids)
Molecular function (GO): protein binding
Source: RefSeq, a predicted model, not a curated record
UUGAAUGGAAGGAGCCCGCGUCCGCGGAGCGCAGCAGAGGGUUGGGAGAGCGCGUUCGGCCGGUGGGGCGCGGCGAGGCGCUGGGACGCAGCAGGCACCAUGGCCAGGAGCAGGGAGCUGCGGCUCCUGCUGCUGUUGCUGCCGCCGCUGCAGCUGGGACUGGUGCUCGCCGUGCGGGCCCCUGUGUUUGGCCGAAAUGGGGCCCACAGCCUGAGCCCUGAAGAGAAUGAAUUUGUGGAGGAGGAACCAGUGCUGGUCCUGAGCCCUGAGGAGCCGGGACCUGGCCCAGCCACUAUUAACUGCCCCCGAGAAUGUGCCUGCUCCCAGGAGGGUGUCGUGGAUUGUGGCGGCAUCGACCUGCGUGAGUUCCCAGGGGACCUGCCUGAGCAUAUCAACCACCUGUCCCUGCAGAACAACCAGCUGGAGAAGAUCUACCCUGAGGAGCUCUCCCGGCUGCAUCGGCUGGAGACUCUGAACCUUCAGAACAACCGCCUGACUUCCCGAGGGCUCCCGGAGGAAGCGUUUGAGCAUCUGACCAACCUCAAUUACCUGUACCUGGCCAAUAACAAGCUGACCUUGGCACCCCGAUUCCUGCCAAACACCCUGAUCAGUGUGGACUUCGCUGCCAACUAUCUCACCAAGAUCUAUGGGCUCACCUUUGGCCAGAAGCCAAACUUGAGGUCCGUGUACCUGCACAACAACAAGUUGGCGGACGCUGGGCUGCCGGACAACAUGUUCAAUGGUUCCAGCAGCGUUGAGAUCCUCAUUCUGUCCAGCAACUUCCUGCGCCACGUGCCCAAACACCUGCCGCCCGCCCUCUACAAGCUGCAUCUCAAGAACAACAAGCUGGAGAAGAUCCCACCAGGAGCCUUUAGUGAGCUGAGCAACCUACGGGAGCUGUACCUACAGAACAACUACCUGACUGAUGAGGGCCUGGACAACGAGACCUUCUGGAAGCUCUCCAGCCUGGAGUACCUAGAUCUUUCCAGCAACAACCUGUCGCGGGUCCCCGCGGGGCUGCCACGCAGCCUGGUGCUGCUGCACCUGGAGAAGAAUGCCAUCCGGAGCGUGGACGCCGAUGUGCUGACUCCCAUCCGCAGCCUUGAGUACCUGCUGCUGCACAGCAACCAGCUGCGCGCGCACGGCAUCCACCCGCGGGCCUUCCAGGGCCUCAAGCGGCUGCACACCGUGCACCUGUACAACAAUGCGCUGGAACGCGUGCCCAGCAGCCUGCCCCGCCGCGUGCGCACCCUCAUGAUCCUGCACAACCAGAUCACUGGCAUUGGCCGCGACGACUUUGCCACCACCUACUUCCUUGAGGAGCUGAACCUCAGCUACAACCGCAUCACCAGCCCGCAGGUGCACCGCGACGCCUUCCGCAAGCUGCGCCUGCUGCGUUCGCUGGACAUGUCUGGCAACCGUCUGCACACUCUGCCGCCAGGGCUGCCCCGCAACGUGCACGUGCUGAAGGUCAAGCGCAAUGAGCUGGCUGCCCUGGCACGCGGGGCGCUGGCCGGCAUGGCCCAGCUGCGCGAGCUCUACCUCACGGGCAACCGGCUGCGCAGCCGGGCCCUGGGCCCCAGCGCCUGGGCCGACCUUGCCCAUCUGCAGCUGCUGGACAUUGCUGGGAAUCAGCUCACAGAGAUCCCCAGGGGGCUACCUGAGUCGCUUGAGUACUUGUACCUGCAGAACAACAAGAUUAGCACCGUGCCUGCCAAUGCCUUUGACUCCACACCCAACCUCAAGGGGAUCUUUCUCAGGUUUAACAAGCUGGCGGUGGGCUCCGUGGUGGAAAGUGCUUUCCGGAGGCUGAAGCACCUGCAGGUCUUGGACAUAGAAGGCAACUUUGAGUUUGGUGACACUUCCAAGGACCGGGACCAGUUGGAAGAAGAAGAGGAAGAGGAUGAGGAAGAUGAGGAUGAGGAGGAAGAGGAAAGGCGAUAGUGAUCAGGACGAUGGACAUCUGGACCCUUUUCUUCAGCACGUGCCUGUGCCCUGUGAGCACCCACUCUGCCACUCUCCAGACACACCCAGCACUGCACCCCCACAUCUCCCCAGUACAAGCUGAACGCACAGUCUCCCAUCCUCACCCCUUUCUACAGUUUGUGCCAUAGCCAGAUACAGAUACCAUGGCACACCCACACACAGCCAGCUGUACAUCGCCCCCCAAAGGGUCCCUCACCCACCGUCGCCAUCACUCCCUCCGAAUCAUGCAGACUCAGGGAAGGGUCUGACCCCACCCCGGCAUACACGGGCUCCCACUUCUUCCUCCAUGCACCCCCCACACACACACACGUCACGUGCAGACAGCCCUCCUCGGCCUGUGCCACCAACAGCUCUUGCCCCAGCCAGAAGUGGCCAGAACAGCUUGCUGUCUGCCUGUCCGUCUGUCCGUCCAUCCUCUGGAGAAGACACAGAGUUGUCUCCGAGCUCUCUGCGGCCAGGUGCCUGCUGCCCUCUGGAAUUCACAAAAGCUGGCUUUUGUUCCUUUCCCUCCCUCUGGGGACAGGAACCUCAGGACUGCUGCCCUGGCCACACCCACCCUGUGUCACAGCCCUGGGAAGCCACUCCCUGCCCUGCCCUGGCUGGUCACAGGCAGAGCCAGAGGGAAAUUCCCCUGGGACCGCCAGGGCCAUGGGCAGGGGCGAGAUGGAAGUCGUUGGGCUGGGCUGAGUGAGGAGGAAGGGCCCGGCCCCACCCUUGAGACACCAUUUUUAUUCUUUGGGCCUGCAGGGAG